AUGGUCGUCAGUAUUUUCCCGGUUGGUAAUUUCGACCAUUACACUUUUGUGCCUCGUUACAGAGACUUCGUUCUUUUGAUUCGUUGCAAUCAUCCUCCGCGCAGUGAUGAUAUAUUGCGUCCAUUCUGUGCCGGUUCUGUCGGUCUGGACACGCUACGAGAUAUUGUGGAAUCACUGGCUCGCCCAUUGGACUUUGAUGAAAGACAUGACGAGUUUCUCCCAUUGUUUCAUUCGUCCGUGACCAGUCUGAGCAGUUUGCGACGCGGAAUGCGUGUGACCGGUCGGGUUGAGAAUGUGACCUCGUUCGGUGCAUUUUGUGAUAUCGGAGUGCAGCAGCAUGCUUAUAUCCCUCGUUCGGCCUAUCCACGCAAUUCAGUCGACCGAUCCACCAACGAUUUGACCGGAUUGUUCAGUUUGCAUCUGGGUGAUCGUUUCAGCGCAUUUGUGGCCGAGGUCAAUGUAGCACAGGGCCGCAUAUGUCUCGAACGCGUUUCCGUGUCGAAUCCGCCGUUGGCCCCACGUUCAUCCUCUCCGCUGGUUCUAUCUGAACCGAACAAAACUUUUGAUCUAGUAACGAAAAAAACGACGCCGAUGACUAUCAUCAUCGACUAG
This is a messenger RNA of Echinostoma caproni, 612 nucleotides long. Lineage: Eukaryota; Metazoa; Platyhelminthes; Trematoda; Plagiorchiida; Echinostomatidae. The record is from the annotation of a GenBank genome assembly.